Molecule: messenger RNA, 351 nt
Organism: Coffea eugenioides
Lineage: Eukaryota; Viridiplantae; Streptophyta; Magnoliopsida; Gentianales; Rubiaceae
Exons: 1
Coding region: 1-351 (116 amino acids)
Source: RefSeq, a predicted model, not a curated record
AUGAAAGACUUUGAGUCGAAGCCCGGCUCUAUUUUCUGGGGGUAUCAUGGCAACAAAGCUGAGUCUAAGUCUAAGCCUCUUAUGAAAGACUUUGAGUUGAAGCCCGGCUCUAUUUUCUGGGGGUAUCAUGGCAACGAAGCUGAGUCUAAGUCUAAGCCUCUUAUGAAAGACUUUGAGUCAAAGCCCGGCUCCAUUUUCUUGGGGUAUCAUGGCAACGACGCUGAGUCUAAGUCUAAGGAGGAGAAGCCUCUUAUGAAAGACUUUGAGUCGAAGCCUGGCUCCAUUUUUUGGGGUUAUCAAGGCAACGACGCUGAGUCUAAGGAGGAGAAACCACUCGUGAAAGAUAAUUAA